This is a messenger RNA of Scylla paramamosain (green mud crab), 1418 nucleotides long. It is a transcript of the gene mRpL15, whose product is annotated as large ribosomal subunit protein uL15m-like. Gene Ontology annotation, cellular component: mitochondrial large ribosomal subunit. Bases 279 to 1160 code for a protein of 293 amino acids. The transcript has 7 exons. NCBI's taxonomy places the organism in Eukaryota, Metazoa, Arthropoda, Malacostraca, Decapoda, Portunidae. The record is from RefSeq and is a predicted model, not a curated record. Gene Ontology annotation, molecular function: structural constituent of ribosome. Gene Ontology annotation, biological process: translation.
AAAAUACCAACUGAACUGAACUGAACCAACACUGCCUGACCCUUGGCCUGGCUCAGGAGGGAUCCCAGUAGCAUCAACAUUAAGAUCAAAUUCAGGAGUCUCCUGCAACAUGAUGAACUGGAGCUGGAAAAUCUGAAUGUUACUUUGGGAGUUGCCGAUCCAAAGGCCUGGCUUAGGAGUGAUCCCGAGUCACAUGUACCGUCAAGAUCAAGAUCAAGACAUUUGCACCACAACACCGGCGGAGCUUUUCUGGUGUGUGAACCUUGGAAGUGUGCUUCAUGGCUUCCCAAGGCACGGAGAAGGCACUGGCACUGCUCAGGAGGCUGCCGAGGGUGUCCCUGGGAAACCUGAAGCCAAACCCCGGUGCUGUUAAGAGUGCAAGGCGAGGGCGUGGCAUCUACGGCGGCAAGACCCAUGGUGCUGGCAGCAAGGGUUCGGGACAGCGGCAGAACUUCAUGAGGCUCGGCUUUGAGACAGGCAAUACUCCCUUCUACCUGCGCUUCCCCUACCAGAACUACUACAAGGGCCAUCACAUGAGGUUAUCAUACGCUCCUCUGUGCAUGGGUAAGCUGCAGCGCAUGAUUGAUACCAGUCGCCUGCGCACUGAUGUUCCUGUUGACAUCACACAGCUCAGUGCCACUCAGCUGUUCUCCAUCAACCCCAUGGAGAAGAUGGGAGGCAUUAUGCUGAAGGAUGAGGGCAUCGACCAUUUCCAAGCCACACUCAACCUGGAGGUACAAUGGGCAACAGAAGCCGUGAUCGCUUCUGUGGAGCGCAAUGGAGGCACCAUCACAGUGGCUUAUUAUGACCCUAUUUCUCUUCAGGCAGCUCUUAAUCCCAUGGCAUUCUUCAAGAGAGGUGUGGCCAUUCCCCGCCGGAUGUUGCCGCCACAGAACCUGAUAGACUAUUACAGCGACCCAAAGAACCGAGGCUACCUGGCUGACCCCACAGAGGUGGCCAGGGAGAGGUUUGUGCUGGCACAGAAAUACGGAUACGAGUUACCAGACAUCAGAAGCUCACCAAACCAGGAGAUGUUGUUAGAGCGCAAGGAUCCCCGGCAGAUAUUCUAUGGCCUGCAGCCAGGAUGGGUGGUGAAUUUGGAAGAUAAGGUGAUUCUCAAGCCCACUGACCCUGAGCUACUAGAACAUUAUGCAUCUUAACUGUACACACUGUUAUGAAUUUUUCAAAUGUUUUUAGUUUCUAUGUGUAUAUAUAUAUGUUUAUAGAAUUGUAAAAGUAAGAUGUGUGGAAGUAAAGUAAUACCAGGCAACAGAGACCAUGUAAUGCUGAUACAUAAGAACAGAGAGGCAGUAGUGAAUAGGAAUCACACAGAAGGGAGAGCUGUUGUUUCAUCUUGUGUGAAGUAAUCUCUUAGCCUACAGUCAGUUUGUAAGAAAUAAAAUAUGAACUGAUCUAUU